Molecule: messenger RNA, 1296 nt
Organism: Asterias rubens (European starfish)
Lineage: Eukaryota; Metazoa; Echinodermata; Asteroidea; Forcipulatida; Asteriidae
Exons: 2
Coding region: 805-1167 (120 amino acids)
Molecular function (GO): protein dimerization activity
Source: RefSeq, a predicted model, not a curated record
UCAAAAUAAAUGUAAAAACUUCAACGACAACCAUUUUAAAAAUUUUACUAUGAAGCGCAAAUACCACGGAAUGGCUGAGCUUCAUAAGUCUAUCAGCUUCAUAAGACAACUUCACUUGCUAUCAUCAACUAUAUAAAAGGAACAUUUGCACGCUAUGGAAUACCUGAGGUGGUUGUGACAGAUAAUGGAUCGCAAUUUUUAAGCGAAUUCAAGGAGUUCUCGAAAGAGUAUUACCCGCAAUCUAAUUGUCAAGCGGAAAAGGCAGUCGACAUCGCAUUUAAGAUGAUUCUACGCCAUCCGGUCCUAGUAUUGAUGACCUACUGUUCCACACCCAUCCCAGCUCUUGGUGUAUCUCCUUCACGACUCAUGAUGGGAAGCGAAAUGCGCACAACAUUGCCAAUUCUACCACGCAAUCUUCAGCCUAAGAUCGCUAGCUACAAACAAGUGUACAGAAAGCCGACAAACUGUACAAAUCCAAGAGUGCAUCCUACUUCAAUCAAACCAAUGGUGCAAAACAACUGGAUGAAUUAAAAACCGGGAGACAAUGUUAGAUUCCGCACCAAAUCAGGAUGGAGUGUGGGAGAAGUAAUGCGAAAAGCUGGACCAUCAUUCUUACAAUACAUCACCCAUGUUGAUGGUGCAGAGUAUCGUCGCAACAGACGUCACAUCCUGCUUGUUCCCAAUAUGACAUGAGAUUAAUUGGUUUGGAUAAUUAUCGAGAGUUCAGAGUUCAAAGUAUCACAGUUCUUACAGUUCUUAUUGCAUGACAUAGUCCUUGUGCCAUGCAGGAGUGUUCACAGUGCGAUGAGGUCAGGUCCGGGUUUGUUGACGAUCCUUAGGAUUGCAACUGCAGAGUGGGUGUCCCUAAGAUCGAACAUGAUCAACAACCAAGGUAACUUUGGAGCAAACGUUAGGGAAACUCUGCAGCAUCUGCAUUCUUCGAAGAUCUACCCAAACUUGGCGAAAAUAGCCUCAGCAACUCUGGUGAUUCCCGUAUCAACUGCAGACUGUGAGCGCGGAUUCAGUAAACUAAAAAGGACUAAAACCCGCCCCAUUAUGUCUCAGCUAGCAAACCAGCAACAGCUUGAUAAUGAUGGCGGUAGAAGGGCCCCUACGAGAGAGCAUGUCAGAAGUGGGCAGCCAUCAGAAAUCAGAAAAUCUUUUUAAGUUUUCCAAAAGGAGACCUGGCAGAACCGAUGGUGGUGGACAACUAUUUCAAUGAAGAUCCCGAGGAUGCCCUUGAGUAACUGAUCUGCAACUGAGAUUAUGUAGUAGGGGAUACUCGGGCAGAAUGGG